UAUUAUUUUUUCCAUUGAAACAACAAAAAAUGAUUAGAAAAAAGCCGAUUUUUGACUAAAAAUAAUAUAGUGACUUUCGCUUUGUCCCUAAGAAUUUGACAGAGCCCCAAUGACAUUUGUUUUUAUUUAACCUUGGAAUUUGAGAUUGAAAAUUAAAAGUUCGCAGAAAAACAAGUGUGAUUUCUUCCGAAUUCGUGUUUAUUUCUUUUUAUCUCUUCCAUGUCUUAAUUUUAAGAAAUUAGGUUAGUAGAAAACAUGUCUGAUCAGUUGCCCCCAGUUGAAGAAAACCACACUGAAACUCCUCCAAUUAGAGAAGAUUUGGUGAACACAGCAAUAAAAUUCCUGGAGAAUCCUAACGUUAUUAAGACAUCAUUAGCAGAACAACAAAGAUUUUUAAGACGGAAGGGCUUAACUGAUGAAGAAAUCAGACAGGCGUGUGAGAAAUCGGGGGCUUAUAAAUACCAUGAACAAAGGAAUAGGACGCCGCCUUUACCUCCGAGUUCAGUUAUUCCGUAUUCAAAUAAUGCAACGUUCCAAAUUAGUUUAUUUGAUAAGAUAAAAGAAGUUGUACAUAAUGUAGCCGUUUUUAGUUUUGUAGCUUACGUCGUCUAUAAAUUUUACGUGAGAUUUAUAGCGCCAUUUUUCUUUGGAAAAAAGAAGAAAAGUGUAGAGGACUCGAUAGAAGAAUUAGAUAAAAGUUUUAAACAAUCUGUAAAUGAAUUACAAAACAAUUUACUUAGUGUCAAAGUGGAAGUAGAUAAAAUUAGUCAAGGGGCUGAAAGUAGUACUCAGAGGCAGUUAUCAGAUUUGAAAUCUGAAAUUGCCACAGUUAAGGGUCUUCUUCUGAGCCGUAAUCAAUUUCCACCGGUUUCCAAAAGUUCAGUUGUCCGUCCAUCAAUACCUGCAUGGCAGAAGACAAGUAUAAGUCAAGAUUCUGACGCCGAUUCAGACCCUGAAAGAAAAGCUGAAGAGUUAAUAGAAGUUGGAUCAGGGUCAGGGUCUUCAGAACACGAACAUGCAGCGAAAAAUAGUGAUUCUAGUCUAGAUAUAAUAUCUUUCUCAUCCAAAGAUAGUGAUUUUAGAAGACAUAAAUCCAAAGAUGUUGACGAUGAUGACGACGACGAUAAAGAUUAAUCUUCCAAAAAUGAUGCCAUUUAAUAAAGUAGAAUCACACUUGGUUAUUAGGUUUGCAUUUAGGUGACAAAUAGGAAUAAUUAGAAAAGAAGGGUCUAAAAUUUUAAUUUUAAUUUUUUGGUGAGAAAAUAUUUUAAGUCUGCCUUAAUGACUGUAAUAAAACACUGGAUUCUA
Molecule: messenger RNA, 1308 nt
Organism: Tribolium madens (black flour beetle)
Lineage: Eukaryota; Metazoa; Arthropoda; Insecta; Coleoptera; Tenebrionidae
Product: peroxisomal membrane protein PEX14
Exons: 5
Coding region: 256-1134 (292 amino acids)
Biological process (GO): protein import into peroxisome matrix, docking
Cellular component (GO): peroxisomal membrane; peroxisomal importomer complex
Molecular function (GO): signaling receptor binding
Source: RefSeq, a predicted model, not a curated record